Molecule: messenger RNA, 1898 nt
Organism: Nothobranchius furzeri (turquoise killifish)
Lineage: Eukaryota; Metazoa; Chordata; Actinopteri; Cyprinodontiformes; Nothobranchiidae
Source: RefSeq, a predicted model, not a curated record
AUGAGAAAAGCUCUGGAUGAUGAGAAACUUCUGCUUGAAGCUAGUAAAGAAAACCUAAAUAUGCAGAGAAUUGCGUUCGAACAGAAAAAGACUGAAACCGAACAGGAGAUAAGAGACACCAUUCAAAUGCUGCAUGAUGAGAAAAUGGAUCUAGAAAUUAGAACUGAAAAUCUACACAAUGAGCAAUCUGAGUUUGAACAGAAAAAGACUGAAUCACAGCAGGAGAUAAGAGACACCAUUCAAAUCCUGAAUUAUGAGAAAACAUAUAUAGAAAUUACAACUGGACGUCUGAACGAAGAGAAACGCGAGCUGGAAGCCAGAUCCCAGCUCGUGGACAAGCAGGAGGCUACAGUUGAGGAAGAAAGGCGGUUACUGCUGGAACAAAUCAUUAAACAAAACGAUGAGAAAAUGGAUCUAGAAAUUAGAAUUGAAAAUUUACACCAUGAGCAAUCUGAGUUUGAACAGAAAAAGACUGAAACCGAACAGAAGCUAAGAGAUGUUGUUGAAAUGCUGAAUGAUGAGACAACAUAUCUAGAAACUAGAAUUGAAAAUCUACACAAAGAAAAAUCUGAGUUUGAACAGAAAAAGACUGAAACCGAACAGGAAAUAAGAGAUGUCCUUCAAAUGCUGAAUGAUGAGACAACAUAUCUGGAAAUUAGAAUUGAAAAUCUACACAAAGAAAAAUCUGAGUUUGAACAGAAAAAGACUGAAACCGAACAGAAGAUAAGAGAUGCUGUUCAAAUCCUUAAUUAUGAGAAAACAUAUAUAGAAAUUACAACUGGACGUCUAAACGAAGAGAAACGCGAGCUGGAAGCCAGAUCCCAGCUCGUGGACAAGCAGGAGGCUACAGUUGAGGAAGAAAGGCGGUUACUGCAGGAACAAAUCAUUAAACAAAACGAUGAGAAAAAGAAACUGGAGGAAACAAAAAUCAAAUUGGAUCAGGUCUACGACAAACUGCUGAAAGGUAAAGCUAAACUGAAGAAAAACAUCCAAAAGUUUAAGACUAACGAAGCAGAAAUGCAGGAGAUGAUGGGAAGUCUAGAAGAACAGAAAAAGGUGUUCGACGAGACAAAGAAAAGCUCUGAGCAGGAUUUAAUAAAUAUGAGAAAAGCUCUGGAUGAUGAGAAACUUCUGCUUGAAGCUAGUAAAGAAAACCUAAAUAUGCAGAGAAUUGCGUUCGAACAGAAAAAGACUGAAACCGAACAGGAGAUAAGAGACACCAUUCAAAUGCUGCAUGAUGAGAAAACAUUUCUAGAAAUUAGAAUUGAAAAUCUACACAAUGAGCAAUCUGAGUUUGAACAGAAAAAGACUGAAUCACAGCAGGAGAUAAGAGACACCAUUCAAAUGCUGAAUGAUGAGAAAAUGUGUCUAGAAUUUAGAAUUGGACGUCUUAACGACGAGAAAUGCGAGCUGGAAGCCAGAUCCCAGCUCGUGGACAAGCAGGAGGCUACAGUUGAGGAAGAAAGGCGGUUACUGCAGGAACAAAUCAUUAAACAAAACGAUGAGAAAAAGAAACUGGAGGAAACAAAAAUCAAAUUGGAUCAGGUCUACGACAAACUGCUGAAAGGUAAAGCUAAACUGAAGAAAAACAUCCAAAAGUUUAAGACUAACGAAGCAGAAAUGCAAGAGAUGAUGGGAAGUCUAGAAGAACAGAAAAAGGUGUUCGACGAGACAGAAAAGCUCUGAGCAGUAGAUCAGAAACGAGUUAUUCAUGGAGACAGAGCAGCUGGUGAGUGAAUUGAAAUGAAAAGCUAAUUACUGAAUAACUUUUGCUGCACACAGGCUGCUUUACACAGCAGCUCUUGGUUCAGCAGGUUACGUCUAAGUUACCCUAACCCUUACUCAACACAUCAGCUGGGUUUCCUUAGAUAGAAAAUAUUUGCAUUUGAUUAAUAAAU